CUUGUUUUAUCUGUGCUCUUGUCUGUCUAAUGUAUUUUCUAUUGACUUAUAAACUUUGUCUGUACUGGAUUUUAACUGAUUAUCAAUCCAAAAACACAUGGUCAUGAAAAUUAAUUCAGACACAGACUGAUGAUGCCACUAAUACCCGAACGGUUUCUCUUUCUCCGCUUCUGUGAUGUGUGUAAUGCGCAUGCGCUGCUGCUGGCCGGGCCUGGCUGGGAGCAGUGGGCGGGGCUUGGUUACCUGAGUCUCGUGAUGGUACAACAAAAACAUGAGAUUUGGAGGAGGAGCAAAAGAAGACAAACACAAUCAGGUCGCCGAUCUAUAUUGACGCAUAUGUUGGUAUCGAUAUCGAUUAAUAUUUGCAUCGACCCGCCCACCACUAGUUUCUGUUUCAUUUCUCUGAUUCAGACUCCGGUCAGAGCAGGACAUGUCUCUCUGUCUCUGUCUCUGUCUCUGUCAACAGGAACCAGAUAGAUCCUUUCUUUAGUCUAUCUUCACUUAUUCUCAUCAUAUUUUCUCUCAUGACAUUUUUGUGUUACCUGUGAUACCUGAAAGGUCCGAAAGUCUCGUCAUAGCGCACCUGGAACGAGAAUUUAAUUUCAGAGUUUCUUAGGGUCUCCAAAAAGAAGAAGAAAUGAAGAGGAAGAGAACUCACUGUGAAGAAGAGGAGGAGGAGGUAGUGGUGGUGGAGGAGGAGGAGGAGGACAAUGAAGAGUUUCUGAUCAGAAGAACCAGCCUCAGGGGAAAUAAACGACCCCGAUAUUUUGAAGAUAUAAAUGAGGAGGGGGAGGAGUCUGAUGAGUCUGAUGAGGAGUCUGAUGAGGAGUCUGAGGAGUCUGAUGAGGAGGAUCAACUCAAACCAGUUCCAGGAAGAACAGGACUCCUGCCUGUUACCUGUGGAUCCAGGAAGGGCGUCAUGGACGUACCAAAGCUGCAGAGAGGUGAGGAAUGCAUACAGUGUGAAGCCGGCAUUUUGAAUCCUCCUGAAUUUGAGACCUUUGGAGGAAGAGGCUCUUCUAAGAAAUGGAAAGCUACUAUUUUCCAUAACAAGAAACCUCUACAGUUCUGGCUCGAGAAAGGCAGGCUGAGCACUAUAGGAUAUAACCAGAGAGGAAGAGCAGCAGCAGCAGAGCCGUCAGGCUCAGAGACCUCCUCUGAACACCUCUCUGCUCCAAGAGCUAAUCUGGUUCUAGUCUCCAAGGAACAUGCAGGAACCAAGGAAGAAGAUGAAGAAGAUGAAGACUGGCUUCCGGGUGGUGAAGAGGUGAGGGAGGAGGAAGCUGGAGAAGACGAGAGGAAGGAAGAAGGAUCUAAAGAGACAACGUCCCUGCUGAUGGACGUGAGGGUGAUUGUGGAGAGACUCCCAGAGAAUGGAGAUGAUCUGAGAGAGGACGGAGACUCUCUAGUCAACAUGAAAACGGAAAGAGAACGCCUGACACAGAACAGUGACAGAGAAGAACCCCAGAGAGAACCAAGUGCAUCUGCAGCAGCAGCUUCCUCGUCUCCAGUCAACAUUCAAACUGGAACAGUGGACCGACCUGGAUCAGCGAUGGGAGGCCCAGAUAUCGGGGGGAACCUUCACGGUGUCACUGAGGUCCCCAGCUCUGGCCUCCAGUCAGAGACCAGGGUUCUCCGAGCGGCUCAGAGCUCAGACGAGUCUCGUCUGUCCGACUCCGCCGACCUCCUUCAACUCAACAAGGAAAAGAUUCAACUGCAGCUGAAAGUUCUAAAGCUACAGGAAGAAUAUUACUCUCUGAAAAUCAGGGGCCUUCAGAACUGAAUUUGUGUUUUCAGCUGAACGUCCUCUGGUCUGAUGAAACAUGAACUGAUCUUUGAAACAUGUGGAGGAAAGAGGAGGAACACCACCCCAACACUGGAGCACGGAGGCGGAAGCAUCAGGAAGUGGAGGAGAUCCAGGAGGAGAAAGCUUGGUCACAGAUAGACGUCCACAUGGAAACGUGUUCAGGACAGACAUCAGACAUCUGGACGUCUUUUAGAAGGUCUGAGGACAUCUGACCGAGUUUAACAGUUUGACUGGACUUGACUCUGUGUCUUAGUUUUUAUUGAUGUUAGUCUGACUAAUGUUCUGUCUUCACCAUGAGACACUUGUCCUUUGACUCAGGUAUUUUUUAUUUUAACAGAUAGAAACAUUAGAAAACGUUUUUAUAUAAAACCUGAACAUAGAGACGA
Molecule: messenger RNA, 2193 nt
Organism: Mugil cephalus (flathead mullet)
Lineage: Eukaryota; Metazoa; Chordata; Actinopteri; Mugiliformes; Mugilidae
Product: proline-, glutamic acid- and leucine-rich protein 1-like
Exons: 11
Coding region: 638-1783 (381 amino acids)
Biological process (GO): positive regulation of transcription by RNA polymerase II
Molecular function (GO): DNA-binding transcription activator activity, RNA polymerase II-specific; RNA polymerase II cis-regulatory region sequence-specific DNA binding
Source: RefSeq, a predicted model, not a curated record